AUGAAGUUCACAAAACCUGCCUGGGUUAUGCACAAGGAUAGUUCUAAAACCGACCACGACACGAAGCGUCUUUCCAUAUUUUCCGUUCAUGUUCAUCCUGAUGGUUCGCGCAUAGCCACAGGAGGAUUAGAUGCCAAAAUUCGUAUUUGGAGCACGAAACCCAUUCUCAACCAUGCAUCCGAAACGAGCAAUCGACCACCAAAGUCUUUGUGCACGCUGAGUAUGCAUACAGGUCCCGUUUUGACGAUUAGGUGGGCACAUUCUGGGAGGUGGCUUGCAAGUGGUAGCGACGACGAGAUUGUGAUGAUAUGGGACCUUGAUCCGUCGGGUAGGGGCAAGGUCUUUGGUUCCAACGAAGUCAAUGUAGAAGGAUGGAAGCCAAUGAAACGACUUCCAGGCCACGAAAGCGACGUUACCGACCUAGCAUGGGCACCGGAGGAUCGUUACCUCGCCUCAGUUGGCCUUGAUUCCGUCGUUUUAGUCUGGUGUGGAUAUACCCUGGAACGUCUUAGAAAGCUGGAUCAACACCAAGGAUUUGUCAAAGGCGUUUGUUGGGAUCCUGUGGGCGAAUUUAUGGCCACUCAGUCCGACAAGUCUGCAGAAAUCAGAAAACCCUUCGAGGACUCUCCUGGCAAUCGUUUUCUUACAGAGUUUUGCAGCUGGUCGCCUGAUGGUGCUCACAUCACUGCUUCGAAUGCAACGAACAACAAAGGCUUCGUUUUCAUUGCAGCAGUCAUAACUCGUGGCACAUGGACUUCUGAGAUCAGUCUGGUUGGCCAUGAGAAUACAGUGAAGGUUGCGGCCUACCAUCCUCAUAUUUUUCUCCGAAAUCCCACGUCACCUAUAGCUACAUCCAACAUAUGCUCUAUCAUGGAUCUCAGCUGGUCCUGGGAUGGUCUGACUCUCUAUGCUGCAUCCUCGGACGGAACGAUAGCCCCACCAACUCCAGAAGGAUUCUCGCACGGCACCCACAGUACAAAUGCUGCUUCAGCAUCGAGGAUCACGCCACCGCCUUCCCCAAACCGUGCCCAGUCGCAAUCGCAAUCUGGUUUUGGUGCAUCGAAUGGGAUUAAUGUUGCAAAGAAGAGCAAUAAGAAGAGGGUACAACCCGUACUUAUGCAUCACACUCUAUGUCACCCUGUGCCAAGCCCACGAACUUACAACGCUGAUAUUGAGAUGGGAGGACCAAUGGAUAUGAAUGUUCCCAUUGAUGCACUCAACACGAGUAUGUCAAGUGCAAACAAGGGCAAACGGAAAGUGUCGGUCCUCGAUACACCCGAGGAUCGGCCGUCUAAGCCCCGUACCCUUGGUGGCGAUCGACCAAGGGAAACAGUCGCAGUGCGAGAAAUCACAUUGACUAGUUUAGUCUCGACCCGCCCGUAUCUAUUUGAGGGUGCAAAUCUGCUACCUGUCCCUCCGCUGUUGACAUUCUUGAGUGCCAAUGUGGAGGGAAGCGACUUUGUCUUUGAGGCCCGAAAUUUAGAAGGAGAUGGGGCCACGGAAGUCACGUUUGCUGAUGGAAAGCAAACAUUAUGGCUGGACUAUUUACCAUCUCCUGUGCUUGCGUUGACCGCGUCCACAAUAUUUUGUGCGGCUGCUUCGCAAGACGGUUCUGUCAACGUGUAUUCACACACAGGUCGCAGGUUUGUGGUAAAACAGAAGUCUCAUCACUGUCUUAAUGAUGUCUGGCAGAUUGAUGGCGACUUUAAGCUUUGGGUCACCUUGCGCGAUGAUGCACGGCUGCAAGUUGGCAUUAAUGAUACUCACAGCUUCUGGUCAGCUAACCUCGAUUGCUUACUCUGUUUUAGAAAUGUGAAGAAUGUUGCAUCCUUCUUUCCACCUACAUCCGUUGCACCCCUCCUCUCCUCUUCGCCGAAUUGCACGAUAUUGUCUGCCACUGUUCGACAUAAUGGCGCACCAAUGAUUCAUUGCUCUUCCGGUAUCGCGUAUACUUACGAUGCCCAACUUUUCUCCUGGACAAAACUAAGUGAGCGUUGGUGGGCAGAGGGCUCUGAUGUAUGGCAAGGUCGUCAACGAGCGAACAAAGACAAAGACGUUGUAGCCUCCAUUGAGGGUGCAAUCGGCAGCACGAAUAUCUCGGCGCCUCACAAAGAGCGCCCCACAUGGUGGAAUACGGCGCUCACACUCGGUCAUCUGGAGAGCAAGUUGCACGCGGCCAAAGCCCUCGAUAGUGCACUUGAAUAUAAGCAAGCACUUCUGAUUUAUGCAAGAAAACUAGCGGAUGAGGGCUUCAGAGCGAAGGCAGAGGAGCUCAUCAAGGAGCUUUUCGGCCCCAUAUUUUGGCGACCUGGUGGAAGGGACGACUCUUGGACCCCUGUUGUGGCAGGCAUGGCUAAGCGCGAUCUUUUGCGCGAAGUAUUGUCGGUUUUUGCUCGGAGCAAGACCCUUACCAAAUUAGCAUUGGACUGGCAAGACACUCUCAAGAAGGCGUCGAGCGAUGAUCAGCUAUGA
Suillus discolor is the source of this 2472-nucleotide messenger RNA. Its product is annotated as histone transcription regulator 1. Gene Ontology annotation, biological process: DNA-templated transcription; regulation of DNA-templated transcription; chromatin remodeling. The transcript has 17 exons. Gene Ontology annotation, molecular function: nucleosome binding; protein binding. The record is from RefSeq and is a predicted model, not a curated record. Lineage: Eukaryota; Fungi; Basidiomycota; Agaricomycetes; Boletales; Suillaceae. Bases 1 to 2472 code for a protein of 823 amino acids. Gene Ontology annotation, cellular component: nucleus; HIR complex.